AUUCUAUUGUGGAGGAAUUUUCCACUAAUUGUGAAACUAUACAUAUAUCAAGGAUAUCCCUUAAGAAUUUUCUCAGUGUUAAUGUUCUUCGAGACAAAGAUAAAGACUUCUUUAAAAGAAAAUUAAUUUUUUUGGUGGAUUAGCAGCUUUGACUUGAAUUUUUUUCCCACAAAUUGCAUUUAAAAGAACAAUUUUCUUUUGCAAUUUAGCAUAGAUUUUAUGUGUGGAAAACAUGUUUGUUUCAUCAUGAAUGGAAAGAGUGGAAAAAUAAAUUAGUAUAGUGUGGAAAUUCCAAAGGGCUUUUCCACCACCCAAAAGGGAUGGAUUAAAAGCUCUCGGAGAGUAGUUAAAAUCCCUCAAUAUAAAGUAGCUGCAACUGCCGCCGAUGGAGAGUAUCAAGUGUGUGUAUGAUGGAAGAAUAAGUAAACCCGGAUAUACAACUUAAUGUCUAUCUCUUGAGAUAAAUUACUUCUGUGUGAUACAUUUGUAUAAAUUUAUUGGAUACACCAAAUUAAAUAAAAGUUCCCCAUUGAACAAUAUUUGCUUAUACAAAACACACCACACCAGGGGGGAAGGCGUGAAGACAGAGCGUGUUGUGUAUUCAAAAGAAUAAUUUUUUCUUCAACUACAAGAGACACAAAUUUGGUGACAAAAGUGAAAAGAAUUAAUUGCAAAAUUGGAUUAAUACGUGUGUGUGGUAAAAAAAAUCAAGUGAACAAACACCAUAUUGUGGGUGACAAAUAGACAUAUUUGGUGGGCUCAGAGCGAUAUUCUUGGAAGUGUUUUAAGGAGAGCACUGUGUGGCCCAAAUGUAGGAGUAAAUUACUGAAAGGAGGUGUACUGUGAGAGCAUCUUAUUACCCUCAAUUAAACCCAAAUCAUCAAGUUGGGUGGAGGGUGGAAUUAAUCGGGAUAAUGGACCUCAAUUGCUGCUACAUCCCCUCCUUGAUCGCCAACAAGUGUCCACCAGUGGAAAGUGAUCGAAAAACCCAUGAAUUUGUGAAUAAGGACACUCAAGAAGGAAAUUAGGGUGUGUGUGUGGUCUCAUGGAGAGUACGAGUCAGUUUACAUUGCUGGAGGAUGAGAGUUUUUUCGAAGUCACCACUCUGCCCAAUGGUACGCUCAAUGGGACACUGUUGGAGGAUGAUGGUGAGCAUUCGUUGAAUUGGAUCUACACAGCGCUGGAAAUUCUCGUGGGACUCGUGGCGGUGAUUGGGAAUGGGAUGGUUAUUGCGGUAUUUCAGAAGGAAAGGCGACUGAGGCGGAGAACAAACUACUACAUCGUCUCCCUGGCUAUUGCGGAUUUUCUCGUUGGACUCCUGGGGAUUCCUUUUGCUGUCCUGGCAUCCGUUGGACUACCCACAAAUCUCCAUGCAUGCCUCUUCACGAUAUCCCUCCUUGUUGUCCUGUGCACCAUCUCAAUCUUCUGCCUCGUUGCCGUUUCCGUGGAUCGCUACUGGGCCAUCCUGCAUCCCAUGGCCUAUUCCAGAAAUGUCCGCACCAAAACUGCCAUUGUGAUAAUUUCCAUGUGCUGGGUGGCUGGCAGUAUUGUGGGUUUUUUGCCGCUAUUUGGUUGGCAUCAGGAGCAACCCGUGGAAACGGCGUGCCUCUUUGAGGGUGUCAUGAGCUACGACUACCUGGUAUUCCUCUACUUUGGCACCAUCAUCACACCCGCCAUCAUCCUCGUUGGCUUCUAUGCACACAUCUACCGCGUGAUACUGAAGCAACUACGACAGAUUGUCACGAUGAAUCCCGGCGGUGGCAUUUCCAGCCGUCGUUCAUCAUCACGCAAGAGCACUUCCUCCUCCACACCAACCCUUCGCAAUGCCAACCAUCAACCCACAGGUGGUGGUGGAACUAUGCUCAGAGUUCUCGGAGCUGCUCAGAAGCGUGAAGUUAAGGCCACACAGAAUCUCUCAAUUAUCGUACUCUUUUUCAUGAUCUGCUGGAUACCCCUGUACACGGUGAACUGCAUCAAGGCCUUCUGCCAGGAUUGCAAUGUACCACCAAUGAUGACAUUUACCUUUAUCAUCCUUUCGCACGUGAAUUCCGCCGUUAAUCCCAUACUCUACGCUUACCAUCUCCGUGACUUCCGUGCAGCUCUCAAGAGUCUCCUGCUGAAGAUGCUGGGACGCCAUGAAACACCCACGCGCGUUGAAGUUAACUACCGCUUCUCCCUAGCUAGUCAGAAUCGUACUGAAAAGCGUCCCUCCCUACAUCCACGAAUCUACAUUGACUCACCUGUUUGGCUGAGGCAGCAGGAACUUCUCAACAGCGAGAGGAAAGUACAAAGAAAUGGCACUGGAACAAUUCAGCAUAGUCUAUCGAGUGUCCAUCAAACCGUUGCUGCUGUGGCUUCGGUAACUGGAGACAGCAAUCGUGAGAUGUGGAGGAUUGCUGAGGUUCCGAGUACAGCUGAGGAGAGCAGCAGAUGCAAUGAAAACUCCAUGGGGCACACAUCAUUCCACAGCUUCCACUUGGGUAGUGACAGCGAAGAUUCCGGUUGUGGAAAUCCCCUCUCAGCUGGUGCGCCAGAAGACAUUGACAGCGAUGAUGAUGUGUUCAUGCCCCCCGGGAUCUUCUUCACAAACCUCGAGCCCAAGGAGGUGGCAGAGGAGGAUUUUCUGCAUGAAAACUUCUCAACUGAACUGCCCUUUCACAAUGUUAGAUCCUACGAGGAUCUAUCGGUUGCACUCCACGCCACAUCGCACGACACCACACGGCGAACAUCGGCAGCUUCUGAUGUGGAUGCACCACCAAUUUUUACCAUUGAUACAAUUUUUGAGGGAACCCCCACGAAGAUUUGCAACCUCCCCCGGGGGGUGGCAUGUCAGACGGAAGAUACAAAUGUUGAUGGGGAAAUAAUUCGAGUUUUGAAUACGAGAAAAAGAAAUCCCUUCAGAAAAGCAUUUUCAGAUGCUUAGAAAGUUUAGAAAUAGAAUUUUAUUGUCGAAAUCUCCUCCUUGAGGCGGUGGAGAGGGAUUAAAUCCCUUCAUUCCAUCAGGGGGAGUAUUAAAUGUUGUCCAAAGAGCGAUAUUAUUGGUAAUUUGUGUGAGAUUUUGUGAGAAAUAUCGAAAGAAAUAGAGAAAUUGUCGCAAAAA
This is a messenger RNA of Lutzomyia longipalpis, 3100 nucleotides long. RefSeq names its product adenosine receptor A2a (gene AdoR). Gene Ontology annotation, biological process: G protein-coupled adenosine receptor signaling pathway; adenylate cyclase-activating G protein-coupled receptor signaling pathway. Gene Ontology annotation, molecular function: G protein-coupled receptor activity. The coding region runs from base 1046 to 2923 and encodes 625 amino acids. The transcript is spliced from 4 exons. The record is from RefSeq and is a predicted model, not a curated record. Gene Ontology annotation, cellular component: membrane. NCBI's taxonomy places the organism in Eukaryota, Metazoa, Arthropoda, Insecta, Diptera, Psychodidae.